AUGGAUUUGCGUUUGUUACCUUUGUUAUUUCUCCUUUGUUUACCAUUUUCCCUUGUAAUUUCGGUCGCUCCUAAGGAACCUAGCUUACUAGGUUCGAAAUACAUAGGUCACGAAUCUUUUGACUCUUCUAAUCCCUCUAAGUCGUCUUUUCCAAUCCUUAAUGGGAUUCCCGCAGCAUAUCAUAUACAAUCCGAAAAAAUGGAUAUUACGCCAUUGGAAAAGAUCGAAAUUGUUCCUGACUUUCUCAAACAGGCAUAUAAAACACAUGGGAAAGCUCCUUUUAUGUCUUUUGUCAAUUCACACAGAAUUAUCAGCUUUGAAGAGACUUAUCAAUUUUCUCUUGAUUUAGCUCUGGGUAUUAAGAAGAAUUCGAUGAUUGGAAUAUACGCUGGUAAUUCUCCAGAUUGGUAUGAUUUUCUUAUGAGUAAUUAUGACCUUGAAGCUCAAAGGAACUUUGAAAGCCACUUUAGGCAUAUCAUACUUAUGGAUGAUAAUAAUUCCCAAAAGCCAAAAAAGGCAUCUAAAUAUACAUCAGUUCAAAUUGAAUAUGAUCUAGAUGAUAUUUAUGUUCUAAACACAAAUACUGAAAAAUUUCAUGGUUUUACUGGCGGCGAGAACGAUCCAUACUUUUUUGACUUUGAAAAUAUUUUACCUAUUGGAACUUUAGAAGCUAAACUGGCUAAUAUUGAUACUUCAGUCGAACCAUCGGAU
This is a messenger RNA of Mitosporidium daphniae, 711 nucleotides long. RefSeq lists its product as uncharacterized. The record is from RefSeq and is a predicted model, not a curated record. The transcript is spliced from 3 exons. Lineage: Eukaryota; Fungi; Microsporidia. The annotation marks the transcript as partial.